AUGUCAGAGAGAACAGCUAGCAGAGAGAGUGCAGAAGGAGGAAAAGUGAUUGUAGAAGUUGAUGACAAAGUGGCAAAAGUCAGAAAUAUAAAGGUUGACAGUAGGCUCGAUGGCACCUGGGACUCAAGAGAAAAGACUGUGGCCUUCAGCUUUGACUACUGCUACUGGUCAGUUGAUCCUGAAGAUCCAAAGUAUGCAUCUCAGGAAAUGGUGUUCCAGGACCUUGGCACGUCUGUGUUAUCUGGUGCAUUCAGAGGAUACAACAUCUGCCUCUUUGCAUAUGGACAGACAGGUUCAGGAAAAACUUACACAAUGAUGGGAACACCUGCAUCCAUUGGGCUGACGCCUCGUAUAUGUGAGGGCCUCUUUUCAAGGAAGGAUGAUUACUCAGGCCAGACAGCAUCUUGCAGAGUAAAGGUCAGUUUUCUUGAAAUUUAUAAUGAGCGUGUCCGAGAUUUGUUAAAACAAUCAGACCGAAAGAAACCUUACACACUUCGAGUCCGAGAACACCCUGAAACAGGACCAUAUGUGCAAGGAUUGACUCAACAUUUAGUUACGGACUACAAGCAAGUUGUAGAACUUCUAGAAGAAGGAAUAGCUAAAAGAAUCACAGCAGCUACACAUAUCCACAAUGCCAGCAGCAGAUCCCAUGCUAUCUUCACCAUCCACUACACUCAGGCUACAUUGGAGAACAAUCUCCCCUCUGAAAUUGCAAGCAAGAUCAACUUAGUGGACCUUGCAGGCAGUGAAAGAGCUGAUCCCAGUUACUGUAAAGAUCGAAUUACUGAAGGUGCCAAUAUUAACAAGUCAUUAGUUACACUUGGAAUUGUCAUCUCCACUUUAGCACAAAAUUCACAGAUGUUCAGCAGCUGCCAGAGCAUAAACACCAUAACAAGUGAAGGGGAGAGCAGUCAUGCAGACAGUCCAUCCACAGGCAGUGUCAGUGGGACCAGACGACCGGCUUACAUCCCAUACCGUGAUUCCAUCCUCACCUGGCUUCUGAAGGACAGUCUAGGGGGCAACUCCAAGACCAUUAUGAUUGCCACUAUCUCUCCUGCCAGCUCCAGCUACAAUGAAACCAUGAGUACCUUGAGAUAUGCUUCAAAUGCCAAAAAUAUUAUUAACAAGCCCAGAGUGAAUGAGGACGCAAAUGUAAAACUGAUCAGAGAACUGCGAGAAGAAAUCGAUCGGUUGAAAACUAUGCUGAUGAGCUUUGAACUGAGGAAUUUGAGUCCUUCUUGGAGCGAUGACAGGGACGGAAAUCUGACCGAGCUGGUUCUUCAGAAUGAAAUGAAGAUUGAGCAGUUGACCAAAGACUGGACAAAUAAGUGGACAGACAGGAAAGCCAUCAUGGAAGAAUACAGUGUGGACAUCAACAAAGAAAAAGCUGGAGUAACAAUAGAUUCGAGUUUACCUCAUCUAAUGGCCAUGGAUGAUGAUAUCCUCAGCACAGGAGUGGUGCUGUAUCAUCUCAGGGAAGGAACAACCAAAAUUGGAAGAAGUGAUUCAGACCAAGAUCAAGACAUUGUUUUGCAGGGACGAUGGAUUGAAAGGGAUCAUUGUAUGAUAGACAACAAUUGUGGGAUUGUGACACUGCGACCAGUUCAGGGCGCACACUGCACUGUGAAUGGAUGUGAAGUCACUAGAUCAUGUCGUCUGUCACAAGGGGCCCUUGUAGUCCUUGGCAAGUCUCAUAAAUUUAGAUUCAAUCACCCAGCAGAAGCUGCUAUCUUAAGACAAAGAAGAUCAAUUAAUGAAACUCCACCCAUUCUGAGUUGUGGAGCUUUGGACUGGCUCAACUUGGAUGGAAGUUGCACUCAUUCUCCUCACUAUAUCCUUUCUUCUCUUAACAAUCAAAAAUGUAGAAACUGCAAAGAAAACAAAUGUUCUCCUGAUCUAAGCAGAGAAAUAGAUGCUGUGCAUGAAGAGUACAAGCAGAAACUGAGAGACCAGGAAGCUUUCCACAGAAAACAAAUUAAAUGGCAGCAGCUCUAUGUUGAGAAUUUAAAGCAGCAGAUCGUGAGAGGACAGAGCAAAGCAGAGCAGGAACUAGAAAAUGACCAAGCACUAAUCAACCAGCAGAUCCAAGAAAACCGGCAGUGGCUUAUAAAUGAGAAUAAACGACUGGCUGCACUUCAGCAACAGCAGAGGGAGUUUGCAGUGCAAACAGAGGCUAAGCUGUAUGCUGAGGCUGAAGUGCAGAGCACAAUUGGGCUGGACAUCUGCCCUUCCCUGCUACAGCAGAACAAGAAGAGACUGGUGCAGCUGGAGCUCUUGCGAAGAUACUCCUUAAAAAAGGCAGAAAGAAACAUAAGACGGAAAAAGGUCAAAUUCCAGCUGGAAAGGAUAGUCAAGAAGCAGAAGUUACUGGAAGCCAAGCAAAACCUAGAGCAGCUGGAAGCUAGCUGCUGGCUCAGUGAAGAGUGUGUGAAACAAUCCCAAGUCCUAAAUGAUAAUACUGCUAUACCAUGCUCUUCGGAUCACCAGUUGCAAAAGAGAAGGAAGUCAUUGGGUUCGAGUUCCUUGCAGCACAGGCAGCAUUCAUUCUGUAAUCCACAUCUGCCCCAGGUACCCAGCUGUUUGUUGAAGAGGGAGACUGUCUCAAAGUUAUCUACCUCACCAAAUAUUGAUCAAUGCUGUGAAGGCAGUACCACGGGGAGGUUGUCAUCUUUAGAAUAUCUUUACAGAAGAGCUAAAGGUGUUUCUGUGAGUAAUGACCUUAAUGAUGAAAAAGGGAUCUCCUUUUCAAUCCAGAGGCAGCUAACUGAAAAACAAAAACCACCUUCAUUUGGAAAUAAAAAAGGAGCAGAACAAGACUCUAAUUAUUCAGCUAUCAUGGCUUAUAGCAACAAAAAUGAUCAAAAAAUUGAAAAGUUGGAUGACAACCCAGGGCGAGCUGGAUCUCAAAACCAGACCUCUAAAGGCUCUUUUCCUGAUCUUUUUAAGGAGAAAGAUGAGCCUGAAACCUUUAUUACAGGGACGAGAAUGACAAAAGCAAAAGUGCUAGGAGAUUUAAGUCAGCCUGCAAGUAGCAAUCUAGAACAAAAUAAAGUUCAGGUAUCCAAUAAAAAGACUAGAAUAGAUAUCAAUGGAGAAGGCCACAGGUCUUCUCCAGAAAACUUUCCUAAAGAAAUUAAGAAAACAGCGUAUGGAAACCCACCAUCAUCGCAUCUAAACCAAACAGCCAAGAACUGGAAGAGAGAGACAAACUCAGCCUUGCCAAGUCAUGAGAAAUCAUCAGUGGAACAGCAAGAAUUUCUGAUGGUGGCAGCAUCAGUGGGAAAUCUCACUAAGAUGAACACACAGGCACCACUCUCUUACGUUGGAAAAAAGUGGCACAGUGCUGAGAUGCUAAGUGCUGGAGUGUCCAAAACAGCCACAGAUGUGCUAGGGAACUGGCAAGAGGAUGAUGAAAAUGAGAUUUCUGAUACUGACAGUUCCUAUUCUGUAGAUUCUCUGUCUUGUGCUUAUGCAAAAGCUUUCACAGAGAAACUGAAACAAGAAGAUUUUGACAGAAAUAAAUUUCUUGCAAACCCAGAAGACUCUGAGAGUGACGACAGUCAAAUGUCACAAGACUCUCUAGUAGAAAAGGAAAUUAAAGCCAAAAGGGAAAAUAAAAGCCGAUUUCACAAGUCAAAGGCCCACCAUGAGCCAGAUAAACUUUACAAAAGCAAAACUGAUCACCAUAUUUCAUCUUUGGUGACAUCAUACGCAUCUUGUAGGAGACUGGGAAAGCCUGAAAGAAGCUUUUCUCUAGACAGCUUAGGUGAUGGAGAAGAGAUGCCAACAGAAGAUCCAGUAGAAGAAUCCAAAUCUGAUUCAUCUGACGAAGUGCCAGCAGAGAUUUUUUGGAAGUUACAAACUCCUAGAUCACGAGCUUUACAGACUGAGGAAGACCCUAAGUCCAAGACCUGUGACAGAGAUACAGAAGAGGCAAAUUAUGAUCUGAAGUUGAGCAGUUCCUUUUAUUUGGAUGCUAAACCACAGCCUGCUUCCAGUGAUGCUUGCAAGCAGUUGCUGAAGAGGACAAAAGUCUCCUUUGUAGAACAAGAAAGGCCUCUUGAUAGAAGAUUGUAUGACACAAGUGGCAAUCCUUUGCUUACUACUGAUGCUUGGUCUUCCUGUGACUCAAAGGUUGACAUCAGCAGCCCCAGAAUAACAGUGCCUUCUUCACAUGAAAAUUUGGAAUUUCGAGAAGCUCAUCUGUGCUCUUUGAGCAAACCAGAGCUUUGGCUGAAGAAAGAUGAUCUAAAGCAGUCAGCUGCUGAAGUUUCUUUUGUUUCUGGCUCUAAGCAGAUACACAGCAUUACUCGUUUAUCACAUCGUAUGAACGAAAUAAACACAGUUUUCUUUUCUGACACAUCAGAAGUACCUUUACCUGAAACAACAACAACUGCAAGCAGAGUUUCUGGGAGUGGAUCAUUAAAUAAGAUUCUUAAGGGAUGGACAAACUCUAAUGAAAAUUCUUCCUUGGAAUCUCAGGACAUGAUGUCUUCAUUUGUUAGCUCAAUUGGACCAAGCUCCUCUUCUGUUCCUGUUUCAGCAAAGCAUGAUUAUUAUGAACAUUCAAGGUCAAAUAAUCCUGAACAACUGAAUGAGUUAUCUACUUAUAGGUCUACCACUGAAUGCACACAAAGAUUCAGCUGUUUGGAAAGCACCUCCACCACAGACUGUUUGUCGCUGGUAUCUAGGAAAAAGGAGGAUUCUUUGCCCACAACUCAUCCAGAGCUGCCAAAAGAUCACAAUCUAAAAAACCCUUUUAUUUCUGUGUUGCCUGUGCACAUUUUGAAGCAGAUGAAUGGCUGUGUAGAUGAAGAUUUAGAAGGUGAUUUCUUCAGAACUUUUGAAAAAGAUGACCUUGAUGAUGACUACAACUUUAUGACAAAAUCAAGUAUGACAGAUUCGGGCAGUGGAAGUGCAUCUGUCAGCACACCUGCUGCUGAAUCUUCUAUAGGACUUGCUCAUAAUGUGACCUCAGCACAGACAUCUGUAGUAAAACAAGUUCAAUCUGGAAACCAUGGGCAGCUUUUUCCAAGAAGGGAAAUACCAACAUGUUGUGAUGCAGGUUUCUUUCUCAGUGAUUUAAGAAAUAAGAACUGCUCUCCAAUGAGCAGUUACGAGCUUCAGACAUUGGCUGGAGAAGGAGCAGAAUCAGCUGUUACAGUAGGUCUCCUCAGAUCUGGGGAGAGUAAUUUGGAAACAAUGCAAGAAAUGGAUUAUGAACAAAUAUCUGCAGAAGAAAUAGCAACAGAGACAGAUUUCUCCUCACAGAAGACACUAUAUCGAUGUGACCCUUUAGUUGUUGCUCACAGUGCAAGUUAUGACCAAUCUGCAACACCAAUAGAGAUAUCUCAAAAAGAGAUUACCUGUAUUGGAACAAGCAUGGAUAGCUUGGCAGAGAUUGCGCCAGAGGUGCCUUCAUUCAGAAAUAAUGAAGAAUAUGAACCAAAGGAUGAAGACUUGUCCUCACUGAAUCAUUAUGAAUUCAAAAGCAAACCUGUUUCAAAAAAUUGUUCCUAUGAAUGUGCUCAAGCAGACAGUUGGGCAAGUUGCUUAUCCCAAGAAAUUUCAGAAAAUUCUGCAUUAUGCAUUGAUAAUAUAAGAGAAGAAAGCAGUGAAAGCAAACACAAUGUGUUGAAUUCUCAGGCUGUAGUUCAGAAAGAGUUUUCACCCAAAUAUGAAAACCUAGUGGUAAAUGAAGUAAGUUAUCUCAUAGUGAAUGUAAAUGGGAAAGACACAGAGUCCUUCCCUGCUGCUAUUUGUGAAAAUACAAAUGGUUUUCUCCCAGAAUCCAAUUCAAGUAUAUUUUACAAAGCUUCAACAAAAGCUGAUCUUUUUCAAAGUGCAUCUGAGACUGAAAAUUAUGAUAAACUAUUGGAGCAUGUCACAAUAGUGAAAGGAGAUUGCAAUGCUACAUCUAAUCUUACUGUGGAAGUCAAUACCACAGAAGGUUGUUCCGAUGUAUAUGCUGGCUGCCUUUGCACAACAUGCUCUUCAGAAUCAACAGGGCAGAAAAACAGUAGGCAUAAGAUGACUGACAUUUCUGUAGAGUUUGAUGCAGCCAUUCACUUGGAAACAGAAACACAGAACAAAUCAUUACUUGAACCAAGAGAAGAGAAAGAAGCUUUUUCUGAAAGUGAUUGCCCAGAGGAUAUCUUGCUUGUUGAAGAUGAUGUAAACUCAGAAUCAGGAAGAGUAUUUGAAUACAGCACAAAUACAUCAGCUACUGUUUCUGAAGAGGAGAGUCCGUAUAUAAAUAAAGAAUCCAAGUUCUUGAGAAACCCAGAAACUGAUGCAGAAGAGCCUAUGGUUCCUUAUCAGAACACAAAUACAAACACUGAUGAAGAAAUUACAAAAUUAAUCAAUAGUGCAAUCAACUUUGAAAAAUAUGCUUUGGAAAUCACAUCCAGGCAGAUUGAAAUUUUACCUGACUACCCAGUAGCCAACAUCCAAAGUGUAACUGAAGAUGGGAGCGGAGAGGAUUUUAAAGACGUUAGUGUAUCUCAGAAUCCAAAGAAACCUCUUGACACUGUAGCUUGUGAAGUUCAGUGUGAAUUUUAUACAGAUCUGUGCCUGACACAUGAAGGGACGGAGAUGGAUGAACUACAGGUAGCCAGCACUGGGGUAGAGCACACUCAGGAAUCAAAAGCACUCGUGCAUUCUGGCAGCCGACUUGAAACAAGCAGCUUUUGCCAAAAAGAAAAAAGCGAGAAAAUAGAAAUAGGUAUUUAUUCACCAGAGUUUUCUGUUGCUCCCAAAUCCACUCCUUCAGCUGUGUGUUCUCACACAACAGAUAUUACCCAGAAUAUUUCAGGCUUCCUUGGUACUUGCGAGGGGCUUUUACAGAUGAACAGGACAAUAGAAAAUGUGUUUAACACAGAGGAGGUAGCUGCAACAGUACUAAUCACAAGUAGGCAAGGAAAUAUUUUAGCAAAACCUGAAAAUGAAGGAGAAGUAAAUUCUAGCAAUUUAAUUGAACAGUGUGUACCAAACUGUUUGCCCCAGGAAGACAAGGUUAAUGAAUGUGAAGUGACUCGGACCGAAGAACAAAUUAUCAUGACAAACACUGUGGGGCUGAUAAUUACAAGGCAAGAAGACAUACACACAGAUGAAAAUCUUUCAUUUACUGAAGGGUCUCCAGCUUUACAUCAGAUGUAUUGUGACAGAGAUGACAAAGAGGAAAUUUUAAAUCAAUUUCAGAUCCCUGAAAAAUACCUGACAGCUUCACGACUAGAACAGAAUAUACUGUUAGAAGAUGACUCAAGAUGCCAUGAUCCUACUGAACCGAGUGAAGACAGUGGCUCAGUAGACUCUGUUACAGAUACAAGAAAUGCAGUCAUGAAAGAUAUCGAUACAUAUGAAUAUCAAGUUGAUGAUAGUACUGGUAUUGACCAAUAUAGAAUUGAACAAGAAUUUAAAAGUCUCCACAUUAAAGAGGACAGCCAUACGUAUAUGAGUUGCUCUAUGCGAUAUCCUGAGCAUGGCACUUCAGAAAACUUGAACACAGGUAUCGUUAGAAAAGGACCUGAUAUUUGUGAAUUGGAUCCAGUAGGCUCCAGAGUUGAGGAGGAGAAAGUGCAUUUGAUGAAUCUAGUACAAAUGGCCAAAACAGACAAAGAAAAGCAGAUGUUUGUAGAAAACACAGAGGAGGUAGAACUGAUUGUUUUACAAGACCUGAGUGGACUAUUCCCUGAAAACAAAGACAGCUGCCAAAUGACACAUGAUGACAGCAGAUUAAAUGAAAUCUUAAGAGAAAGCCAGUGGGUGUCUACCAGCUUUUCUAGAAAUAAUGAAGAUAUCAGCAAGCAACAAAAUCCACCAAGAACACAGAAGUCUACUGAACAAAACCAAGAAGGUUCACUUAAAGACUCCCCAUGCCAGUCUGUAAACCACCUUUUAUAUCUUGGAGUGAGUAAUGAUUCCCAUCUUAUUCAACAUGUUCCCACUGCAUUGACAGAACAUACAAAACCACCUAACAGCAGUGUUGGAACUGGAGCUGUUCUGCCUUACUACGAAACAUUAAUGGAGAGUGAGGUCUGUGUUGGUACGCCUGUUGCGGCCAAUAAAAUCGGAGAAGAUGAAUAUCUUUCUGAUAAAACGCAAAGCAGGAGUGUAGCUUUUCUGCAAACCAGGACCACACAGUACAGGGAGGAGGAAGAAUCUAUUGCAUUUAACAAUGCACCUGACUAUGCCGUAUCUGGGCAACCUGUCAAUGAGAACAGCUCAUCCGCUCCCUACAGUGCAGGUGGUCCUGAGUCAGAAACUCUUGUACUUCAGCAAGGAGCCAAAGGAAACUCAUUUUCCUCAGAAAAAACAGAUUCUUCUGAAGAUAUAAUUCAGGAUGUUCAUGAAGAACACAGUGUGCAUUUAAUGGUUAAUAAACUACCAAAAGACUGCCUUAAUUCCAUAGAAGAUACAGCUCAAGUGGAAAAGGGUACAAUUGUGCCUGAUGCACGGCUCUUGGAUAAUUCAAACCUGCUUUCUUCUUUAGAGAAAGAAGUGAUGGAAGAUAUGGGGGAAGGGGAAAUACAUUCUUUACUCGAAAUCUCUUCGCAAAAAAUGUUUCACAAUAUUAACACAACUCAGAAAGUACUUCACUCAGGGAGUUCACCACAGCAUGAUGAGAAGGAGAAAUUUGUAAGCACAAGCUAUACUACAACAAACAGUAAAAAUGCAAAUGCAGAGUUCCCUGGUGUAGCUGGAUAUCGGCAUAAGCCCAGAGAAAAUCAGGGACACAGGACUUCUGAAGGGUGCCGCAUAGACCAACCAGGCAGCACUGCUCCUGAGAACACUUCAGCCCUUUCAGAAGAGUUUCUAAAUUAUAAUAGGAACUUCAGCACUUCUGAAUGUUCUCCUGGUCUCCUGAAUUGUCCAGCAUCAUUUGCAGAUGUUUUGAUUGCCAGCAGUGAAGACAAAGGUAAAAAUGAUGCUGUUGUCUCAGAAGAAACAAAGUACUUUGAAAGUGAAUCAACUGAUUUAAGUGUACCUGUAACUUUUCCUGAUGUUUCUCAAAAAGGAGAUGACAGGAAAAAUAAUUCUGCAGUUGCAGAGACCACACAUGCUCAGAAUAAUAAACUCCCUGAAAAAGUUGUGAGAACAGAUCAAAAAGGGAAAAUAAUUCAACGUUCUUUCCAGAACUGCAAUGACAUGAAAGAAAAGAAAAUUCAGGAGUACCCAGCACACAACAGUAAUACUUCUAGUGUGACUGUACCAGCACUGGACUUGCUUACUUUUCAGAGCCGAGGAGAGACUAGCAGUAACAAAUCAAAGUCUCUUCCAUCCUGCUUUGCAGAAGAUACUCCAACUGAUACACCAUUUCAAAGCUCCAAGAAUUUUAGUGCUUUUGACACUUCUUGUUUACUUGAUGAUUCAAAAUCUCUAAUAUUUCGUCAGCUUGAGGACUCACUUCAAGACACUUUUUUGACUGAGCAAGUAUCCUCCAGUUCUGCAAAUGUGUGUUCUGUAGAAGAAGAUAUCCCCCAAGCAUUUGCAAUUGUCAAUCACAUAUCCUUAACACCAUUUUCAGAAUCUUCUUUAACUGCAGAUAUAGGCCAUGGUGAAACUGACACACAUGAUAUUUCACAUACAAGUAUAUUGAAACAUUCUCCAUUUGCUGUUUUGCAAAUACAAGACACUCAGUCUGAUAAGGCUGUGGUAUUCGAUGAGCCGGUACGUGUUUCAGGAAGUAUUUUACUUUCUCUUGCAAAAGAAAACAGGCAUUGUCCAGUGUCGGACAGAGACUCUACUUCAUAUAAAAAUUCUGCUGUAGAUGAGGAACCUGUGUAUGGAAGUCAUUGUAAAAAAUUCAACAAUGAUAUAAAAGUUGAUCAGCACCACUGUGGUAAAGUUCCACCGCAAGAAGCUUGCACAGAACACAUCAAGAAAGUACUAGGUGAUGAUGAGUCUCUUUUAUUACCGUCGUUACCAUUUUGGGAUACUGGAAGGGCAAUCGCUGUUCAAGAGGGACAAAUGAGAAAAAUACUUAACAGAAAUGAGGAAGAACUGCAUUCAAAUACUGACACAGAACAUUUUGCAGUUCCAGAGCAGAGAAAAACAUCAAGUAGAGAACCUGUUGAAAAGCAAACUAAUGUAUCCUCAAAUUCUGCAAAUGGAUUAAUAGGCCCAGAAAAUCUGUAUCCAGGAAAUGUCGAUGUGGCUCCUGAAUACACCUGCAAUUCGUUUAGUCCAACAUAUCCCACAUACAGCACAAGCACUGAUCCCAGACGGCUGUAUCGCACUGUCCUGGGUUUUGAAAAAAACCCUGGAGAUCUGCAAGACAGUUGUCAGUAUGUGCCUACAGGUGAACAGGCAGAACAGGUGCCAGAUAGAAUAAAUACAGAUGGCAGAAAAGAGAUUUUAAUUUGUAAAAUUAAUACAGGUCCAAGUGUUGAUAGCCCAGCUGAUGAUGAUGAUGCAGACAAUUGUCCAACAAUGGGAGAUGCUAUAAUGAGGAAUAAGACUCAGAAAUCAGAAAGACUGAAGUUUGCUGUAAUGAAUAAUGAAAGUACUUUUGUAAAGUUUUUACCAGAAAACUAUGAUUUGCCUCCUCAAGAAUCCAAACUGGUGCAAUUUGGGAGCAAAAGAUCAUAUUCUACUACACGGAAUACAAAGAGCUGUAAACCAAGUGAACAGAGAUCUUAUUUACAAAGUCACAGACUGUCAGCCCCAGCUAUUGCAGUGUUCUCUGAUCUAGAAUAUACUUCAGAAACUUCAUCUAAGGCCGAUCAUUUGUUAUAUUCUGCAUCUAAAUCACUACAAGAUUUAAAUAUGAGUGUAGAGCCUCCAUCACCAACUGAAGAUGAGCUUCAUGGAAUUGGAAGAUUUUCAACGCAGGAAUCAAAGAACUUUCUACAGGUUAAGUCUAAACCUAGACUUCAGCAAAGAAUGGCACAAACUAAGCAGCUUGCCAACUGUGAUCUGAAAAAUUUACAGAAUUGUUCAGCAAGAACCCAAAGCAUCCAGUCUUUAAAAGACCGUACUACUCAUUCUCCGUCAUCCUUACUGCACACAGUGCACAGUUCUGUGGGUGCAGAAGCAAAUAUCCAUUCAAAGAGUAGUUCUGUAGCUCAGUGUAGUGAAGGGAAAGCUGAGGAAGCUGGAUACCAGCCAGAAACAGAUUUAUUUUUGCAAGACAAUAAAGAUGCAAUGCAUUUUAGUUCAAGUGAUAUCAACCCAUACAUACAUCCAUGGCAACAAGACGCAUCCUGCAAGAUUGGCUGGAAACAAUAUGUUUUUGGGAGUGCAAGUGAUGUGUCUUCCAAUCAAAUUCCUUUAAACGUGGAAAAUCGUAAAGUUAUGAGAUGUUCCAGUGUAGACAAUGGAUUGAAUUCGCAAAAUUCUCCUUUUCAUUCUCAUCUCAGUUCAUAUGCUACAGCAAAAGUUUUAUCAAGCACUUUAAGCAGCAUUGAAGGUCUGCAAGGAUGGGACAAUGUCAGACGAGAUUUUCAAUCUGCAUACUCAAGUGACAGUACUAAGCAGUAUAGCAAUGUAUCCAGUGAAACAUUGGAAACCAAUCCAGAAAAUAACACUGCUGAAUUUGAGAAUCCUUCUGCACAGCCUGGUAACCCUUCAAUGCAGGUUGAUGAAAUUGUACUGUUGUAUCCUUCUGAGUCUGAAAGGUCUGCCAAAAAACUGACAGGGAUUACAUGUGAGCAGGGAACACAGACAGCAACUACAGGAAGGUAUAAAAGGCAGAGAAGACAUCAGAGAAGCUAUACAGAUGUUUCUGCAAGAAAGCAGGAAACAAACAGAGAUUUAUUUCAUCAACCUUCUUCUUGGACAAGCAUGCAGAACCUGUCCAUGCAUCUGUCACAGCUUCUUCAGAACACCUCUGAGCUGUUGGGAAACCUCUCCCAACAGAGUAUUAUAGAUAAUGAGCAGAGUGCCAAAAUCAACCAAAGAGGAACUGAAGAGGCUGUAAAGGCUACUAGGUCAGAUAGCUGCACUCAGACUACAGCAGAUGUAGGCACUCAAACUGAGAUUUUGGAAGAAUCUCAAAGCAAACAUGAAGAAAAACAAGUGGAGGCAAAAAUGGAAAAUGAAUUGAGGGCAGCUCCAGCAGUAAAUGUUGAUUGGAAAGGAAUAGGUGCAGAUGCGGUAGGUAAGAUUCCCAAAAGGAAAGAGGAAACACUCUCUCCUGAAGAAAGAACACAAGAACGAACAGGGAUGAGACAUCUGGGCAAUCCUGACUUCCGUGACAGUCUUGACAGCAUUUUGGAAGACUCCUUUAUGUGUCUGCCUCUCUUACCCAGAACCUCCACUCCUAUCUUUGAUUUUCAAAAAACAUCAUUAAAUGCACAGCAGAAUGUUGCUUUUGCUAGUACCAGAGUUUCAUCUGUCACGUCAUCUUCACUGAGUUUAGGGCAAGAUGGUUCUUCAUGCACUGUAGUUAGCAGCCCUACCAAUAGCACCUUUCAAUCUCCAGCGUCUUACGCUCAGGAUAAAAGAUGCGUCAAUGAACUAGAGGUUCCAGCAGAAAGAAAAUUUAGUUACAAAAACAGCCUGCUAGUUGAUAGGGCCUCUUCCCCUAUUCUUACUCUUAGUGCUAGUCGCAGCAGCCAGACCACUUUUAGCAAGUCUGUCUGCCCCAUUAAGGAACCUCUUGGAUAUUCCGCUGAUGCUCCAAUUCCUCUUCACAACCAGAGAAAGCAGAGGGCCAGUCCGCGGUCCAGCAUACAACCUCAUGUGGACAAUUUUUCACAGACAGAAACAGACAGCGAAUCGAGCACUUCUAGAGACAACAAGGGUGUAAGAAAGACAUCUGGAAGUUUCUCAGAUAAGAAAGCAGCCAAACAGUUUUUAGGACAGGAUGGUUCAAAAGACUUGGAACAGCAGCCGAGACUCACGGUUGACACCCACACCACCAUUUGUGCAAAACGACUGUAUCACUCCAGUAGUAUGUUGGAGAUGUCGGGCCACAGGGAAAUUUUGACAGGUGAUCUCAGAGACCACAGUCCACUGGCACAUUCGCUUCGUUGUAUGUAUGUCACGAGGGGAGGAAGAGGUUCUUCAGCUGGAAUCGGACAUGAAAAAUAUGUUGGUAAUUCUGAUACUGCUUUAAUUCAUAACUACUCACCUCCAGAUGCUGACAUACUUUUUAAUCAAAAAAUUAGUGCCACUUGUUCAAGAAAGACAAAUGCUGGCGCGUCUUCAGAACCUCUGGGAGAAGCAUCUUCUCUACAAUUUCACGAUUUCUGGAAAAGUGAAAACGGCUGCCCUCCCCCGCUCUCUGAUGUGAGUGAUGUGCAGACUUCCUUCCAAGUUGACAAUACAGAUUCUGUCACUGAAAGUGAAUGUGACACCGAAAUUGCUCUCAACAAAAGCACUACUUUUGCAAAGCCUUACAGGCCUCGGAGCUACAGUCUCCGUGACUUACCCAUACACAAUAAAUUUAGCAACUGGUGUGGUGUUAAGGGCAGCCCUCCUCCUUCGUUACUCAGCUUGAGUGGCAGUGUGACCGAUUUACGAAGUCAGGCAGAAAGGAAGCUGAGAAGCACGCGAGCAACAGAAACAGAAGGGAAAUCUCAGCUUUGUGACAGCAGGAGCAGAGAGAUCGAGAGGCUUCAGAGAGAGCGCGCUCAGAUCAUGUCUGGCGUUCACCUGGAUCUGCACCAGCAUCCCCUCACCGUGGAACUGACCGAAGCAAAGCUCAGUUACGGCAUCGGGGAAACGGACGCCCUGCUGAGGGUCCUGCAGAGUGGAACUGCAGAUGACCUGGUGGCGCUUCCAGUAAAGCAGCAACUUUAUGAAAGACACAUGAGGACUAUUGAAACUCUGAGGAAGGAAAGAGAAAAAAGGCUGCAAAGAUACCAAAGAAGCCGAAGUCUGAGUCCUCAAAAGCAUCUGAGUCUGUUGCAGACACUGGACACAAGUCAGAGGGAUCCAGAUCUCCCCAGCAGACGUCGAGAAUAUCUGCAACAACUGAGAAGAGAUGUGGGGGAAAAUUACAGAGUUCAAGAACCAAAAAGAAGAAGCAUUCAGCACCCUUCAGACAUUGAACUUUUGCUCCGAGACUACCAGAGGGCACGAGAGGAAACCAAAUCUGAAAUUGCACGAGCCAGGGACAAACUUCGGGAGAGAGCUGAGCAAGAAAAAAGGCGUAUACGGGAGCAAAUAUUUUCUCAGUUACAGAAGGAGGAAGCAAGGCUGAAGACUCUUGCAAGUACAAACACUUUAUGUACAGACUCCAGCCUCAGCCUCUCCUCUGGCCCAACAUCUGGUUACAAUAGCAGUAACACUGCUACGUAUACUGCAGGUAACCUCAGCAGCCAGGAAGGACAGGUUUCUUCUGGAAAUGCUUUGCUUUCAAGAGAUACACGAGGUCGUUCAGCUGUUAGAAACAGUCAGCUUUAUGUGUUAGAGCAAUUACAGAAAGAUUCAACAUUUGAAGCCAGCAAAAUUCAGCCACCCCUUCCUUCAAGUAGCAUCAGCUGUAGGUUCACUCACGGAUUAACUAUUUCCGUCAGCUCCUCUUCAACAAAAGGAUACCAAGAUUUAGCCAAACAUAUCCUGGCUAAUGCUACCACUGAGGUAAUGGCAGCAUGCUCUCAUAACCUGAGAAAUCUCUACACGUGCCAAGCAGCAGCUGGUUGGAAAUAUCAGUGUACGGAAAAAGAAGUGCUGGUUUACUACAAAGUCUUCCCCUCAGCAACAAGGCACGGGUUUCUGGGAGCAGGAGUGAUAGAAAGACCUCUUCCCUCUGUGUGGGGACUGGUGAGAGAUCCAGGCAAAAGGCAUCUGUACGACAGAACUAUCAACACAGCUCGAAUACACAAGAAGGUAACCAGCCAUAUCCACCUGGUAUAUUUAGUGACCGAUACCUCCCUGUGUUACCUAAAGCAGCCCCGGGAUUUCUGCUGCAUUACUGUAGAAGCCAAAGAGGAGAACCUGUCUGUCUUGGCUAUUCAGUCUGUCUAUGAUGCAUCCAUGCCACACCCUUGUAGAGAAGUGGUGAGAGGGGAGAUUUUGCCAAGUGCUUGGAUACUGGAACCUGACAUAGUGAACGGAAGAGAUAUCACCAGAGUUAUUUACAUGGCACAGGUGGACCUCGGUGCCCCGGCUAUCCCCGCAAGGCUCCUGAGUUCCCUUGCUAAGCGACAGCCCCUGGUGAUUGCGCGACUGGCACACUUUCUUGCCAGUUAG
Opisthocomus hoazin is the source of this 15141-nucleotide messenger RNA. The record is from RefSeq and is a predicted model, not a curated record. NCBI's taxonomy places the organism in Eukaryota, Metazoa, Chordata, Aves, Opisthocomiformes, Opisthocomidae.